GCGUGCAUCUCAUGCAAGCUAAACUUACUCCACAUAGUCUGACUUCCUGGACCCAGGGAGAGAGUGUUGCGAUAGUACUGAUCUGUGUAGGAGCCCCAUACAUGACUGCUUUGUUUGAAACUGUGAGCUUGUUUUAACCUCCUCACCAGUGAGAAGAGACAAUAGGGAUUUCCCUUUUUUUUUAGCUCUCCAUUUCUCCUUCACCACAUCGGUGGACAGGAUGAUAGCAGCACAGCUUCUGGCCUACUUCUUCACUGAGUUGAAGGAUGAUAAAGUCAAAAAGAUCGAUAAGUACCUGUACGCCAUGCGUUUCUCCGACGAGACGCUGUUGGACAUCAUGAAGCGCUUCAGGAUGGAGCUGGGAAAUGGGCUGGGCCAGGACACCAACCCCACAGCAACCGUCAAGAUGCUGCCCACCUUCGUCAGGUCCAUUCCUGACGGUUCAGAGAAGGGGGACUUCAUUGCUCUGGAUCUGGGAGGCUCGGCUUUCCGCAUCCUGCGAGUAAAGGUGUCCCAUGAGAAGAAGCAGACGGUUCAGAUGGAGAGCCAGGUCUAUGACACUCCUGAGGACAUCAUCCAUGGCAGCGGCACUCAGCUGUUUGACCAUGUUGCAGAGUGCCUGGGUGACUUCAUGGAGAAGCAGAAUAUCAAGGACAAGAAGCUUCCAGUUGGCUUCACCUUUUCAUUUCCCUGUGCACAAACCAAACUGAAUGAGAGUUUUUUGCUCAAUUGGACUAAACGCUUUAAAGCCAGUGGAGUUGAGGGAUUGGACGUUGUGGCACUUCUGAACAAGGCCAUCAAAAAGCGUGGGGACUAUGACGCAGACAUCAUGGCAGUGGUCAAUGACACAGUUGGAACCAUGAUGACCUGUGGCUUUGAUGACCAGCGGUGUGAAGUUGGUAUCAUCAUAGGCACAGGUACUAAUGCUUGUUACAUGGAGGAGCUGAGGCACAUUGACCUGGUGGAGGGAGACGAGGGCAGGAUGUGCAUCAACACAGAGUGGGGAGCCUUCGGGGACAAUGGGAUGCUGGAGGACAUUCGCACAGAGUUUGACAGAGAGAUUGACCGGGGAUCUCUGAAUCCAGGAAAACAGCUGUUUGAGAAGAUGGUCAGUGGGAUGUACAUGGGCGAACUUGUGCGACUCAUCCUGGUCAAGAUGGCCAAAGAAGAAUUUUUGUUUGAGGGUCGGAUAACCCCUGAACUUCUUACCAAAGGGACAUUUGAAACAAAACAUGUUUCUGCCAUUGAAAAGAGUAAAGAAGGCCUUACCAAAGCCAAGGAGAUCCUAGGUCGCCUAGGUGUAGAACCAUCUGCAGAUGACUGCAUCGCCGUGCAGCACGUAUGCACCAUAGUCUCCCACAGAUCAGCCAACCUCAUUGCUGCCACUCUGGGAGGCAUCCUCUCCAGGCUAAAGGACAACAAAGGGAAUCCUCGUCUUCGCACUACUGUGGGAAUCGACGGCUCUCUCUACAAGAUGCACCCGCAAUAUGCCCGGCGUCUCCACAAAACCGUCCGCCGCCUAGUUCCCGAGUCAGAUGUCCGCUUCCUGCUCUCAGAGAGUGGCAGCUCCAAGGGCGCUGCCAUGGUGACCGCCGUGGCCUACCGGCUGGCUGACCAGCGUCGUCAGAUCACAGAGACCCUGGAUGAGUUCAGACUGACCAACGACCAGCUGCUGGAGGUAAAGAAGAGGAUGAGAACGGAGAUCCAGAACGGCCUGGGGAAAAAGACCCAUGACAGCGCCACCGUCAAGAUGUGGCCCACAUAUGUACGCAGCACACCGGAUGGAUCAGAAAAGGGUGAUUUCUUGGCUUUGGAUUUAGGAGGGACAAACUUUAGAGUGCUGUUAGUAAAGAUCCGCAGUGGCAAGCGGCGGACAGUAGAGAUGCAUAACAAAAUAUAUGCCAUUCCUAUGGAGGUGAUGCAAGGGACCGGAGAGGAGCUCUUUGACCACAUUGUCCAGUGCAUUUCUGACUUCCUGGACUACAUGGGCAUGAAGAACACCCGCCUGCCUCUGGGCUUCACCUUCUCGUUCCCGUGUAGACAAACCAGCCUGGAUGCGGGCAUCCUGGUCACCUGGACCAAAGGAUUCAAGGCCACUGACUGUGAAGGGGAGGAUGUUGUGGGGCUUCUCAGAGAGGGGAUUAAACGGAGAGAGGAGUUUGACUUGGACGUAGUGGCAGUAGUGAACGACACAGUUGGGACCAUGAUGACAUGUGCAUAUGAAGAAGCCACCUGUGAGGUUGGCCUAAUUGCAGGAACUGGCAGCAACGCCUGUUACAUGGAGGAGAUGAGGAACAUUGAGACGGUGGAGGGAGAUGUGGGGAGGAUGUGUGUCAACAUGGAGUGGGGCGCCUUCGGGGACAACGGCUGUCUGGAUGACAUCAGAACAGAAUAUGACAGAGCUGUGGAUGACUUAUCACUCAACCCUGGCAAGCAGAGGUAUGAGAAGAUGUGCAGCGGUAUGUAUCUAGGGGAGAUUGUGCGAAACAUCCUGAUCGACUUGACGAAGCGUGGCUUCCUCUUCAGAGGGCAGAUAUCAGAGACCCUAAAGACCAGAGGCAUUUUCGAAACUAAAUUCCUCUCCCAGAUUGAAAGUGACCGCUUGGCGCUACUGCAGGUGAGGUCCAUUCUGCAGCAGCUAGGUCUGGACAGCACAUGUGAUGACAGUAUCAUUGUCAAGGAGGUGUGUGGUACAGUGUCUCACCGGGCAGCCCAGCUCUGUGGAGCUGGAAUGGCCGCCGUCGUCGACAAAAUACGAGAGAACCGCGGGCUGGACCAAAUGGACAUCACCGUGGGGGUGGACGGAACGCUCUACAAGCUUCAUCCACACUUCUCGGGGAUCAUGAACCAGACAGUGAAAGAGUUGGCCCCUAAGUGCAAUGUCAACUUCUUUCUCUCUGAGGACGGGAGUGGCAAGGGUGCAGCCCUCAUCACCGCUGUGGGAUGUCGCAUGCGUGAGCAGGAGGAGAAAAGCUGAGUCUGUUUGGCCUGCCCCCCUCCUCGUCCUCUUCCACCUCUCCUUACACAUGGUUAGAGAGGUAUGCUACAGUAUGUGUCCAAUAAAAUUAGAUUUUAUGAUUUGAUUUAACGAUGACGCUGCUCAAGUGUCUGCCACUCUGCUUCAGACACAACCCGUUGUGGGCACCAAUGACGGAACAUUACAUGCUUCUAAACCAUUUAAAUCUUACAUCUGCUAUUACCAGCCUUUUUCCUGUUUGUGUUGGUCUGCUGUACCGGAUGGAAGGAACUGGGCUCUGUUUGAUUCAGUCUUAUUUGUGAUGUUAGAACACUGCUGUAGGUAUUUGGGGCUUUAAUGUAAGAGAAGAAAGGGAAUAUUUCUGCGUUGAAUGUCUUGUACCUUGCCUAGGUAUGUAAAAUGUUAUUUAUUUUACAGUGUGGAUGUUUUGACAUAAUGAGUGAUAGGGGAUAAUCAUUGUAAGGUUAAAGAUCUCUAUUGCAAAAUUUAUUUUUAUUUUUAACAUUGCAUUCUUCUGUAAGUAUUUCCAAAAUGUCAAAUGUCAACUUUUCUUUUGUUUGAUAGAAUUUCUAGGGUUGUCAUGAAUGCACCAUUGUUCCUUGAUCUUUGAGUAUAUUUUCAUUGCACAAGCUUGUUCAAAAGUCUAUACAGCCACCCUGUAGGAUUUGUUCCUUAAUACAUUGCUUUGGCAGUCUUUGUGAAACCUCUCAGGUUUAGUCAUAUUAAGUAAAUGUAAAAAAUCAUGCUUCUUACCUAACAACUCCUCCUGAAAACCAGCUCUCUAAAGCAACUGGAUCAAUAAAAGUGUCUUUUGUGAACAAGAUAAUGACUUAAAUUCCAACAGUGUACAAUGUAAAAUAAAAAAAAGAUGCUUAUAACAGAAUAAAGGGAACAAAAUAAGAGUAUACGUUUGCAUACUGCAGUUGAAUGUUUGAGUCUUACUGUACAAAAAUGACAGAACAUGAUAAAUGCAUAGAACAUGAUAAAUGAUAGAACAUGAUAAAUGCAUAGAACAUGAUAAAUGCAUAGAACAUGAUAAAUGCAUAGAACAUGAUAAAUGCAUAGAAAAUGAUAAAUGCAUAGAAAAUGAUAAAUGAUAGAACAUGAUAAAUGCAUAGAACAUGAUAAAUGCAUAGAACAUGAUAAAUGAUAGAACAUGAUAAAUGAUAGAACAUGAUAAAUGCAUAGAACAUGAUAAAUGAUAGAACAUGAUAAAUGAUAGAACAUGAUAAAUGCUUACCUUAUUUGGUGUCAGAUGUCUAGAAUACAUUUAUUUUGUACAAUUAUAGAGAUGCACUAAAGCUGGUCCAAAUGAUGCAAAUGGGAUUAAAUGAAACUUUAUUUUGAUGUGCAAGCAAAUAUGAAGCUUUUACUUAUCUUUGAAUAUCUAUGUUAAUUAUCAUGGCAAUACUUUUUUCCAAUAAAGGUCGACUUCCUUUCUGA
Molecule: messenger RNA, 4420 nt
Organism: Oncorhynchus kisutch (coho salmon)
Lineage: Eukaryota; Metazoa; Chordata; Actinopteri; Salmoniformes; Salmonidae
Product: hexokinase-1-like
Exons: 18
Coding region: 221-2977 (918 amino acids)
Biological process (GO): carbohydrate phosphorylation; intracellular glucose homeostasis; glycolytic process
Cellular component (GO): cytosol; mitochondrion
Molecular function (GO): mannokinase activity; fructokinase activity; D-glucose binding
Source: RefSeq, a predicted model, not a curated record